CCGCCCGCCGCCGCCGUACUGGCGGAACCGGAAGUGGAGUUGGGACGGUGGGGGUGGGCUGGGCUGCCGCGUCCCCUGAGGUCUUGGCGUUGAGGGGCGGCGGCCGGUGUGAUGGAGAAACGCAGGAUGAACCUGCCCACCGGGCCGGACACGCUAUGCUUCGAUAAGGACGAGUUCAUGAAGGAGGAUUUCGAUGUGGAUCAUUUUGUGUCUGACUGCAGGAAGCGGGUGCAGCUGGAGGAGCUGAGGGAUGACCUGGAGCUGUAUUACAAGCUGCUGAAGACGGCCAUGGUGGAGCUCAUCAACAAGGACUACGCGGACUUUGUCAACCUCUCAACAAACCUGGUUGGCAUGGACAGAGCCCUCAACCAACUUUCUGUGCCUUUGGGACAAUUACGAGAAGAGGUUCUGAGUCUUAGGUCAUCUGUCAGUGAAGGAAUUCUGGCAGUAGAUGAACGAAUGACUAAGCAAGAAGACAUUAGGAAGAAAAAGAUGAGUGUGUUGAGACUUAUACAAGUUAUUCGAUCGGUUGAGAAAAUUGAAAAAAUCUUAAACUCUCAAAGUUCUAAAGAUGUGUCUUCACAAGAAGGAAGCAGCCCACUCUUGACUGGACAGGUUUUGGAGAGAAUUGCCACAGAAUUUAACCAGCUCCAGUUUCAUGCUGUGCAAAGCAAGGGCAUGCCCCUUUUGGACAAAGUGAGACCUCGCAUAGCUGGCAUCACAGCCAUGCUGCAGCAAUCUCUGGAAGGCCUCCUGCUGGAAGGUUUGCAGACCUCAGAUGUGGACAUCAUCCGGCACUGCCUGCGUACCUAUGCCACCAUCGACAAGACUCGGGAUGCAGAAGCUCUGGUUGGCCAAGUCCUAGUGAAGCCAUAUGUCAAUGAGGUGAUUGUUGAGCAGUUUGUUGAGUCUCACCCCAGUGGCCUUCAGCUCAUGUACAACAAGCUUUUGGAAUUCGUCCCUCAGCACUGCCGCCUUCUCCGGGAAGUCACAGGAGGAGCUGUGUCAAGUGAGAAAGGCACUAUCGUUCCUGGCUAUGAUUUCUUGGUGAAUUCUGUGUGGCCAGAAAUAGUUCGAGGACUAGAGGAAAAGCUACCUUCGCUCUUCAACCCUGGGGACCCUGACGCCUUUCACCAGAAAUACACUGUGAGCAUGGACUUUGUGCGGAGGUUUGAACGGCAGUGUGGAUCCCAGGCCAGUGUAAAGCGACUUCGAGCACACCCUGCCUAUCACAGCUUCAGCAAUAAGUGGAACUUGCCUGUUUACUUUCAGAUAAGGUUCAGAGAAGUGGCAGGAUCCUUAGAAGCAUCCCUCACAGAUGGGCUAGAAGAUGCUCCAGCUGGAAGUCCGUAUUGCCUUCUGGCUUCUCACAGAACAUGGAUCAGCCUGGGCAAAUGCUGGUCCGAUGAGAUGUUCCUGCCUUUGCUGGCACACCGUCUGUGGAGGCUCACGCUGCAGAUUCUGGCCAGAUUCUCUGUGUUUGUCAGUGAGCUUUCUGCCAGGCCCAUUUCUAAUGAAACUGCCAAGGAGACUAAAAAGCCUUUGGCUGGCAGCAAAGACCCUUUGGAAGACCAAGGAAGCCAUCCUUCAGAAGCGGGCACCGCAUCCAUCUCCAGCACUCAGCUGGUGUAUGUGGUCUCAGACCUAGGCAGGCUGCAGGAAUGGCUUCCAGACCUCCUGGAGACAGUCAAGCUGAAACUUGAAAUGAUCGGCUUUAAGAAUUUUUCAUCUAUCUCAGCGGCCCUGGAAGACUCCAAGAGCGCCUUGUCUGCACAUGUCCCCGCUCUGAACAGCAGGAUUGUCCAGGACCUGAGCGAGUCUUGCUUCAGUUAUCUGAAGAGUGCCCUGGAGGUCCCCAGGCUUUACCGCAGGACCAACAAGGAGGUCCCCAGCACAGCCUCUUCAUAUGUGGACAGUGCACUGAAGCCACUGUACCAGCUUCAGAGUGGACAUGGGGACAAGGUGCAGGCAGCAGUGAUGAAGAGCUGGCUGCAGGAAGCUCUGUCUGACAGCACACACAAGUACUUUGAGACUGUGUCAGACGUGCUAAACUCCGUGAGGAAGAUGGAGGAAAGCCUGAAGCGCCUCAAGCAAGCCAGGAGAUCCCCAGCCACAAACCCUGUCAGCUCCAGUGGCGGCAUGAGUGAUGACGACAAGAUCCGGCUGCAGCUGGCCCUGGACGUGGAGCACUUGGGAGAACAGAUACAAAAGAUGGGCUUGCAGACCAGUGACAUCAAGAGCUUCCCAGCCCUCUCAGAGCUCGUCCUUGCUGCCAGGGACCAGGCGACUGCAGAACAGUCCUAGGAGCCCUGGCAGGACCUAGAGUGGGGAAGAAAGCAGCCCUUGUCCUCCGAGUCGCCCAGCAACAGCCUGUUCCUCUGCCCAGCGUAUGUGGGCCAUCUUUCACCAAGAAAGAACCAAAAGCCUUUCCAUUGUAUGGAAGAUAGUUUUUAUGACAUUCAAAGCUUUUUACUAUAGUUUACAGAACAAAUUGUUUUAUUUUUAUUGUAAAUCUUAGUGUAGACAAGCUGAUGCCUACAGUAGGGUAAAAGUAAAUCUUCAAGUGUGGCUAUGAGGCUGUCCUGGCCCUGCAGCAGAAGCACUGGGCAGGAUGCACCAAUGCAGAGUAGAACACUGAUUGUCCCCAACCCUCCAACCUGGGAGAUACUGUCAGCCCCUGCGCCUCCUUAGAGGCUACACAGUGGCCAGCCCAUCUCGACACAGAAGAAUAGCACUUCUGAUCUUGCCGUCUGCACCUCUGUCAGAGCCAGAGCUGGCCAUAAAGAUUCAUUUCCUAAAUAAAAGAAGUAUCUGCUGCAAA
Molecule: messenger RNA, 2821 nt
Organism: Mastomys coucha (southern multimammate mouse)
Lineage: Eukaryota; Metazoa; Chordata; Mammalia; Rodentia; Muridae
Gene: Cog2
Product: component of oligomeric golgi complex 2
Exons: 18
Coding region: 112-2304 (730 amino acids)
Biological process (GO): Golgi organization; intra-Golgi vesicle-mediated transport; protein transport
Cellular component (GO): COG complex; membrane
Source: RefSeq, a predicted model, not a curated record